UCGAAAUUAGCAAGGAUGUCGAAGGUGAUGAAACUGGGAGAUAAAAGUCUAACUAUAACGAGUAAAAUAUCGUCGCCAAACAAACGAGAAGUUUCUGAAACCGAUCUGUAUUUACUUGGUGCGAUAGAAAAGCUUGUCUAUAGGGUAGAUUUUCUGGAAAACCGUCUCAGAAGAGCAGAAGAAUUAUUAUAUUAUGUGAUUUCCGGAAACAUAAAUAAAAAAGAGCCCUGUCCCACUAAUUAUACCAAAAUUGGUCAGAACUGCUAUUACUUCAGUGAUCGUGAUUUUGAUUGGAAAUCAUCGGCUAGUCUUUGUCGAGGAAUAGGCGGCCAUUUGUUAGAAUUCGACACAAAUGACGAAAAACGCAAUUUAUUAGCUAAUUUGCAAACGAAUUCUAAAUUAAAAGGUAAAAUAUUUUGGACAGGAGGAUUAAAUCCAGGCCUCCUUUGGAUCUGGGCUAGUAGCGCAAAACCUGUUUACCAAAAUACUAAACAAACUGUUCCUGGUGAUGGCAGGUGCUUAAAAUUGUCCUAUAAUUCAACGUCCAGAUUAUAUUCUUAUCAAAGCGAUGAUUGUGGUGCGAGACAUCGAUACGCUUGCAAAUUAACUGUAGAUGACGAAUCAGCAAAUAAGAUUGAGAAAACGGCAAGAAUACUAAUGAACAAACAACAAUAG
Eufriesea mexicana is the source of this 675-nucleotide messenger RNA. RefSeq names its product C-type lectin domain family 2 member D3. The coding region runs from base 16 to 675 and encodes 219 amino acids. Gene Ontology annotation, biological process: stimulatory C-type lectin receptor signaling pathway; positive regulation of natural killer cell mediated cytotoxicity. The transcript is spliced from 4 exons. The record is from RefSeq and is a predicted model, not a curated record. Lineage: Eukaryota; Metazoa; Arthropoda; Insecta; Hymenoptera; Apidae.